This is a messenger RNA of Lecanosticta acicola, 5146 nucleotides long. NCBI's taxonomy places the organism in Eukaryota, Fungi, Ascomycota, Dothideomycetes, Mycosphaerellales, Mycosphaerellaceae. The record is from the annotation of a GenBank genome assembly.
AUGGCCGGCCGUGGAUACAAAAGGAAGCUCGAAGACUUCGAUCCGAACAAGUAAGAAUCCUGAGGGUUGCUGCGCUUGACAAGCUCCUCAUUGUGCUGAUUGAUCAUGCUAUACAGAUCCGAUAGCGACGACCUCGACUACGGAGCGGAGGAAUCAGCACCACGUGCGCGCCCUUCUGGGCGUUCACGGAAAUCGAACAAGUCUUCUCCCAAGAAGCCCUCCAAGCGACGCCGCGAGCGAUACAACGAUAGCGAUAUCGAACCCGACAGCGGCGCCGAGGACAGCGUUGAAGAAGACUCCUUCGCCGAAUCGAGUGCCGAAGAAGAGCCCGUAGAGCGCAAUCCGAGGACGGGCAGAGGAGUGCGAUCGGCGGCCAAGAAGCCUGUGAAGUAUGAGGAGAGUGACGAGGAAGAGGAGAUCUUAGACAGCGAAAGUGACGGCGACGAACUGCAGCCUAGGCCGGUGAAGAACCGCCGCACUGGACGGGUCGCGCCUGAAAAAUCACUUGUCGUGAAACUAAAAGUACCAACACUCGCCAUGAACCACGCACGCCCUUCUCGGACCCGUGCAGGCAGUAGAGGCCUGAAACGCGAACCGACACCUCAGGCAGUGGGUGCCGCUGGCUCUCGAAGAAGUAGUCGACUCUCACAUGACGAACAGCGCGAUCUAGUCGCGCUCACAGACUCGGGCAAGCACGAGGUAAUUACAAGAGCCGGAACAAGCACUCCAGAGCCAGAAGGCAGCGGCAGGCCUACACGCAGUAGUAAAGGGCUUAAGAAGCCGCCAAGUGUAGUCUUUGAGGCGUCUCAGGAGGGCUCCUUCGUUGACCCAGAAGGCAUUCAGCAGACCGCGGAAGGCGAAGAGUUCUUUUCUCAACUUCAACAAGCUGCGGGAACGGACGACCCAGCGAAGCAGAUCUCGCCAACGUCUCCCGCCUCCGAAGGCCAAGAUGAGGACAUACGCAUGAGCUACGAAGAAGAGGAGGCAGUUGUACAGGAGUCACAGCCUGACCCGGAAGACGUAGAAGAGGACGAGGAGCCUAUUUCGAAAGGCGGACGGACGCUCAGAGGGCGACGCAAGUCCUCCACGCCACCUGCUUCGCAACCCAUCAACAAGGGCCGCUCUCUGAGAAAUCGCAAGACUGUUGCGGAGCAGAGCAGCGACUUCGAGCCUGACGCGGAAGGUGAUGCAGAUGCGGAGGGAGACAUGUCUGACUCGGACGAUGACCACCUCAAGCCUCCGAGGGGCAGAAGUAGCGCAGAAGCCAGCUCUCAAAGUGGCAGACGCUCUGGCAGGCCCACCCGUAAGACAGCCUCGCAGCGAAGCCGCUCCCGACGCUCACCAGACGAAGACGACGAAUUGGACCGCGAGGAGAUUGCAGACGAGGCGGCAGAUCUCGAGGAGGACAAUCGUCGCAAUCGGCGUCCAAGACGACGCCCGCCCAGACAGGAGGCUCGAAUCACCUUCGAGCCGAAUCUGCGCAGUCGGGGAAACAGACCGGACUAUCGAAUACUCAGGCCCGAGUUGGCUUUUCCUGUGGACGACGAUGAUGCCCCAACUGCUGUUGCCAUAACGCCCCAAAGGACCCGCCGUGGAGGAGGGUCCUCUCACGCGUAUCGCAGCUUAUUUUCUACCUUUGGCCCUUUCGGUGGCGCAGGGGGUCCUCCACCGGUUCUGGGUGGUCCAGACGGGGCAGGCGCAACUGGUGGCGUCGAUUCAGACAGCAGUGACGAGGAAACAUCUGGCCGAAAUGGUCAACAGGUUGGCGGCGGCGUAGGCAUGACGCCUACAUCAGCUUUCCCCAAGCCUUAUGCACCACAAGCACUCAACAGCGACCCCAUCCAAGGACCUAGCGGUGGUGCGCCUGGUCUCGGCAAGAUCAAAGAUAAGAGAGCACUCGCAGAUGCCGACCCGCUUGGAGUUGAUCCCAAUGUCUCAUUCGACGGUGUCGGUGGACUCGACAAUCAUAUCAAUCAACUCAAGGAAAUGGUAACGCUACCUUUGCUAUAUCCUGAAGUCUUUCAGCAGUUCCACGUCACACCACCUCGUGGUGUUCUUUUUCAUGGACCUCCAGGCACGGGAAAAACGUUGCUAGCACGCGCUCUAGCCUCUAGUGUCAGCUCACAAGGCCAAAAAGUCACUUUUUACAUGCGCAAAGGAGCCGAUGCGCUUAGCAAGUGGGUUGGCGAGGCCGAGAAGCAGCUUCGUUUGCUCUUUGAAGAAGCACGCAAGAAUCAGCCCAGCAUCAUCUUCUUCGAUGAGAUUGAUGGUCUUGCUCCCGUCCGCUCCAGCAAACAAGAACAGAUCCAUGCUUCUAUCGUGGCAACUCUUUUAGCAUUGAUGGAUGGCAUGGAUGGUAGAGGACAAGUAAUCGUAAUCGGAGCUACUAACCGCCCAGAUUCAGUCGAUCCUGCGCUGCGGCGGCCUGGCAGGUUCGAUCGAGAAUUCUACUUUCCACUGCCUGAUCAGAAUGCAAGACGCAAAAUUCUGGACAUCCACACUAAGGGUUGGGAUCCUCCGCUCAAACCCCAGUUCAAAGAGCAACUCGCAGAAUUGACGCGAGGCUAUGGUGGUGCCGAUCUUCGUGCUUUGUGCACUGAAGCGGCCUUGAACGCCGUCCAAGGAACAUAUCCUCAGAUCUAUUCCAGUGACAAGAAGUUGCUCAUUGACCCCAGCCAAAUCAAGGUUUUGGCGAAGGACUUCAUGCUUUCGGUCAACAAGAUCGUCCCAUCUUCAGAGCGAUCCGCAUCGUCGGGUGCUGCACCGCUGAAGAAGGAGAUUGAGCCUUUGCUGAGGAAGGCAUUGACCGAAAUCACCAGUCGACUUGACCAGGCCAUUCCCAGGAAGCGCAAGGCUACUGCUCUGGAGGAGGCUAUGUAUGACGAUCGAGACGAUGAAUUGGGCUUUGAGAAGGAGAACAUGGAACGCAACUUCGAAGCCUCGCGCAUUUUCCGGCCAAGACUCUUGAUUCGAGGAUUUGAAGGCAUGGGACAACAGUACCUUGGUGCCGCGCUGCUAAGCAAAUUUGAGGGAUUGCAUGUGCAGAACUUCGACUUGGCUACUUUGAUGAAGGACUCAACUCGGGUAAGAGAUCGAAGCUCGAAUCUGUGUUCACGGGCGUAGGCUAACCUCCUCGCAGUCUACAGAAGCCGCCAUAGUGCAGCUAUUUGAAGAAGUCAAAAGGCACAAGCCCAGCGUCAUCUACAUUCCUAACGUCAAUGUCUGGUACGACACACUGACUGAUUCGACCAAGAGGACUUUUGUCGGCCUGCUACGCAGCUUGUCACCCACUGAACCAGUGCUCCUACUGGGUAUCAUGGAAGAUCGUUCCAAUCCGGACAAAGACAUGCUACACGACCUAUUUGGCUAUUCCAAGAAGAACCAAUAUCUACUCGUCCGUCCUGAAGCAGAUGCGCGAACCGAGUUCUUCAAGGCAGUCAUCGAAUUCAUACGAUUGGCACCAGCAGAAUUUCCCGCGUCUACGAGGAAGAAGCGGAAACUCGCGGAUCUCCCGGUCGCCCCACCGCCUCCAGAGCCAGAAGGUCCCAGCAAAGCGGAGCUAAAAGCGCAGAAGAAGAAGGAUCACCAGACGUUGAAUCACUUGAAGCUUCACAUCCAGAAGGUCAUGGACCAAAUCAAACUGAAAUAUCGAUCCUUCAGAACUCCGCCUGUUGACGACGCUACCAUCGCGUACCUGUUUGAUGAGGAAGACCCGCGAGUGCUUACCACGGACCUGACUGAAGAACAACGCGAACAGCAGCACCUCUUUCGUCCGUAUGAAAAGGACAAGGAUCGCCGUGGAGUACCAGGUCUUCGCGAGGUUGCUUCAGGCAAGUUCUAUUACAAUCUCGAGAUCGUGACCAUAGAGAAGCGCCUGUCCAACGGAUAUUACAAGCGACCGAAAGACUUCACUGCGGACAUCAGGCGGUUAUCAAAGGAUGCUCAUACUUUGGGCGACACCAAUCGGGUUAUGAAAGCAAACGAGAUGUUGACGAACGUCGAAGUCGACAUGAACGAUCUUGAAUCGCAGCAGCCUGCUCUGGCCGCCGAGUGCCAAGCAGUCUACGAGCGUGAGAAGCAGCGCGCUCUCCGGCAAGCGGAGAAGGCGCGAGAGGCUCAAGACCGAGGCGAGGAAGUCCCAAAGGUCGUUCCGAACGUCCCAUUCGUCCAAACGUCGAAGACAACCACGGAAAGCUCAGGUCCGGUUAUGCUAGGGCAGGAGGUCCCAGGAAAACUUAUGUUCCCAAUUACGCCUAAUCAACUCGGCGGUCCCAGUCCUGAUUCCAAUCACUGGAGUACAACGCAGACAAACGGAAGCCAUCCAUCCAAUCACACAAAUGGCUCCAAUGGUCCUUCGCACGCGCAGGAAGAUUCGGAAAUGUUCGACCACCAAGACGAUACUCAUGACGGCAGUCCGGAGCACUCUGGCUUCUCCCAGUCCCUCUCGCAGAGCCAGCCUGCCAGUCAACCAGCAAGUCAAGGCCCAAGCCAAGGUUUCUUCUCGCAGAGAUCGGCGCACUCCACUCAGCCAGAUCAGUACCAGAACAGCGAUUCAACUACCAAUUCAGAUCACAAAUCGAGCGAUCGGAGCAGUGGUGGCUUUUCCGGCAACGAUGGUUCUUCUGGAGAUACUCACAGCUCCAAUGGCAUCGGGCCGCCAGGACAUCCAGACUUUUCUUCAAUGGCUGCACCAAGGGGCGGCAGUCAGCUCCCAAGUACGCAAGAACCCUCCGUGGCCGGAUCGCAGCCCAACUCCUCGGGGUCACAGCUGUUCGACGAUUCACCAAACUCGCAACGAACAGCGCCGCCUCAUCGUCAGAGCCUGCGUACCUCAAAUAUCAUGGGUCUGUUGAACAACGACGAAGAUGACGAGGAGGAGGAGAUGACGAAGUCGAAGGAGCCGUACCUGAUCGUCGAUGAGAUAAAGCUCGGCGAACUCCACGGAGAACUAGUUUCGCGUAGCAGCGGCCUGUCGUUGGAGCAGCUCGAACAGGUCAACGCAGCUCUGAUGGACGUCGUUUGGCGAACGAAGGACAAUUGGAACCGCAACCAAGUCUGGGCGAAGGUACAGGAAGCGUUCAACGAAACGGUCGAGGACAUUGAGUCGUGCCAGGGCGUGAUGGGUCCAAGCCAGGAAGAGUCGUAG